CGCAUGCUCUGUGCGAUGUAAACAUUUGGUGGGCCGCCGCCGUCUGUCUGAGCUCUGCAGACAUUUGUGUACACGUAUUACACGCCUGCAUGGGCUGGACCGAAGAGUCAAUGGGAACUAGCUAACUUAACGCUGGCUAGCUUUCGUGUGGAAACCUAGCUAUGCUAACUUGGAAAAUAUAGCUAAUGUAUUCUGGUGAAGUGUUCGAAAACCAGUCUUUUUCUUAUAAUAGUACGACUAUACUUUCGUGCAUGGGAAGCAGGCGACGUUUGCUGCGGCUGGUUAAAAACGCUUCAAGACCUGAUACUCAGAGAAAUGACUCAUCAUUUUAUACAGAGUAAGAUGUAUGAAAUGAUUGGUUUCCUGCCUGGUGGCAUCAUCCAGACUUCCUGCUGGGGUGAAACCGAAGGUGGCGACAGACAAGGUUGCUGGUAAGCUGAGUUCUACUCUCUCAUGGGUAAAGAACUCGGUGUCCCACACGGUCAGUCAGAUGGCUAGCCAGGUGGCCAUGCCCACGUCCCUGCAGACCCCUGCCACCUCUUCCUCUACAUCUCUGUCCUCACCGUCCUCACCGGCGCAGCUCAGCCCCGACGAUGUGGAGCUGCUUGCCAAACUAGAGGAGCAGAACAGGCUGCUCGAGACAGACAGCAAGUCGCUGCGCUCCAUGAAUGGCUCCAGGCGAAACAGUGGCUCCUCCCUAGUGUCCAGCUCCUCCGCCUCAUCCAACCUCUCCCACCUGGAGGAGGACUCGUGGAUCCUGUGGGGACGAAUCGUCAAUGAGUGGGAGGAGGUGCGCAAGAAGAAGGAGAAGCAGCUUAAGGAUCUUGUCAGAAAAGGGAUUCCCCACCACUUUCGGGCGAUAGUGUGGCAGCUGUUGUGCAGCGCCCAGAAUAUGCCCAUCAAGGAUCAGUACUCAGAACUCCUGAAGAUGACGUCGCCGUGCGAGAAGCUGAUUCGCAGAGACAUUGCCCGCACUUAUCCCGAACACGAAUUCUUCAAAGAGAAAGACAGCUUGGGCCAGGAAGUGCUCUUCAAUGUCAUGAAGGCAUAUUCUCUGGUUGACCGUGAGGUUGGCUAUUGUCAAGGGAGUGCAUUCAUUGUUGGACUGCUACUCAUGCAGAUGCCAGAGGAGGAGGCUUUCUGUGUGUUUGUGAAACUGAUGCAAGACUACAGAUUACGAGAGCUCUUCAAACCCAGUAUGGCUGAGCUAGGACUCUGCAUGUACCAGUUUGAGUAUAUGAUCCAGGAGCAACUGCCAGAGCUACAUGUGCAUUUCCAGGCUCAGAGCUUUCACACUUCCAUGUAUGCCUCCUCCUGGUUCCUCACCAUCUUCCUCACCUCCUUCCCUCUCCCCGUCGCCACAAGGAUCUUUGACAUCUUCAUGUGUGAGGGUCUGGAGAUAGUUUUCCGUGUGGGACUGGCCAUCCUUCAGAUGAACCAGACUGAGCUCAUCCAGCUCGACAUGGAGGGAAUGUUACAGCACUUUCAGAAGGUCAUCCCACACCAGCUUGACAGUGGACCAGAUAAGGUCAUCCAGGCUGCUUAUCAAGUUAAAUACAACGCCAAGAAGAUGAAAAAGUUAGAGAAAGAUUACACUACAAUCAAAACUAAAGAGAUGGAGGAGCAGGUGGAGAUAAAGAGGCUGCGGACGGAGAACAGGCUCCUGAAGCAAAGAAUAGACACACUAGAGAAAGAAAGUGCUUCCUUGGCAGAUAGAUUGAUCCAGGGACAAGUGACUCGAGCUCAGGAGGCAGAGGAGAACUACCUGGUCAAGCGGGAACUGGCCACAGUCAAACAGCAGAGCGAGGAGGCCAGUGCUCAGCUGGAGCAGGCCAAGAAAACCAUCAGGCAGCUCCAGCAGCAGCAGCAGCCACACGCGAAGGGAGCCCCUCGGUACUCUGAGGAGUCUGUCCUGCAGCUGGAGAGAGAGCUUGUGCAGGCCCGACUGAAGGAGGCGGAGUCUCAGUGUGCGCUCAAGGAGAUGCAAGACAAGAUCCUGGAUAUGGAAAAGAGGAACACGUCACUACCAGAUGACACCAACGUGGCACGUCUUCAGGAGGAGCUGAUAGGGGUGAAGCUGAGAGAGGCGGAGGCUCUGACUGGCCUGAAAGAGCUGAGACAGCAAGUCAGAGACCUGGAAGAGCACUGGCAGCGCCACUUGGCACGCACCGCUGGUCGCUGGAAGGACAGCCCCAGGAAGAAUACCUUGAGUGAGCUGCAGGACGAGCUGAUGAGUGUGAGGCUGCGUGAGGCCGAGGCCCAGGCAGAGCUGCGAGAGACACGGCAGAGGAUGCUGGAGCUGGAGACACAGAAUCAGAUUCACAGUAACCAGCUGCGACGGGCAGAGCAGGAGAGUCGCUGUCUACAGGAGUGUGUGCAAACACUGACGGUGCAAAAUAAAGACCUGCAUGUGCAACUGCAAGAGAUCAAGCGGAGACAAGCUGAGAUUGAAUGCAAGAGUAAGGAAGAGGUGAUGGCAGUGAGGCUGCGGGAAGCUGACAACAUUGCUGCUAUGGCUGAACUGCAGCAACAGAUCUCGGAGCUUGAGAUUCAGAAAGAAGAAGGAAAGGUCCAAGGCCAGCUGAACCACACAGACUCGAGCCAGUACAUCCGCGACCUCAGAGACCAGAUAGCAGAGCUAAAACACGAGAUUUUCUGCUUAAAAGGACAGAGGGGCUUGACCAAUCAGCCCGCUUUUGAUGGGAUCCACAUCGUCAAUCACUACGUGGGGGAUGAUGGGUCUUACCAGUCUUCAGAUGAAGAUGGAGUCAAGGACCCCACCCUCCAGGAUGCCCAGCAGAGGAGCGGGGGCCGUAUCAGACUGCGCCCCAACCUCGGGGACACCGACAGUGAGGAGGACGAGGACGAGGACGAGGAGGCCCUGCGACUCUCUGUACCUCAGAGCGGCAGCCACAAGUCCACCACAGUGUGACAAGCACCCGCUGUCAGCACUCACUGAGGAAGAGGAGGCGUUUCCAGUAGCCAUUUCAGAGGAGAAAUCUGGAGUUCUGAAAGGAAAUGCAUCUUCAUUUCAUAUCAUGAGAAUCACAUUUGUUGAUUUAGUUUAUUUUGUUUGCUUGUGGUUUUUGUUUUCUUCCUGAGGGCAGCAAACACCCGUCUGUCUGAGCACCACUAACAGAAACAGAGCAUCAGUGUGGACCUCAGCAGAGAAUUAAAUCAUGUGGAGCGUAUCAAACUCUACUGUGUCACAAUGGCCGGGGGUCUGUCACUCCUCUGACCCCCCCUCUCCCUCCUGUAGGUACAACGCAGAGAAAGAGACUGUGCAAUAAAACCUUUUAUGCUAUAUUACACACUUCAUCCAAUGUGUUUUUAUAUUUUUAAAGCAUUUUAUAAAUGAACAUCAAAAAUGUAUUGAUGCCGUUACUACUAAGUGUCCGUCAUGCAGAGGCAGAAUUGUAUAAAUGAUGUGUGUGUGUGUAUAUAUAUAUAUAUAUCUAUUGUCUUAAUGAGCACGGUCAGAUGCUGGUAUCAAAGCCGCUUGUGUCAGCCAGCGUUGACUUGACUUUUUGGCCUUAGCACAUGCCGCAUGCCUUUCACCAGGGCUGGUGUACCACAAGGUCAAUGUGACAUCUGCAUACUUGUAGAUAUGUAAAUGUGUAUUAUGUUUUUUGUUUGGUUUUUUUCAAUUCCUUUUGAACUUGAAAAUAUGUAUCUAUUGCAUAUCUGAUGUUUAGAAUAUAUUGUACAAUUCAGAGAAAAAGGGACAUAUAAGUUAGUUUAAUAUGGUAACACAAGUGACAAAUCCUGUUUUUGACAGACGAGGGGAAUACCUGUUGAGAGAAAAAGAUAGCUGAUCUUUCCGCGUUAGAAGACUCCAGCUUGCUGUUUUCAGAGCAGUUAACAUGAAUAAUUAGUGCUGAAAAGGGGGCAGAUUUAUGUUUAAACUACUGUUGCUGUUGUACUGAGUUCUCUGAAAGCAUCCCAACUUUACUUUCAAAAUGAGCCCGCAGUGAGUGAGUCCAGCAGCAUUUGCUGAUGAGUCAUGUCUAUCAUGUUUUGUGUAUCACAAAUUAGCACGCAAAUGGAUGACAGUCCUAGGGAACUUAAACUGGGAGAUAAAGCGGACGUAACACAACAUAGUACACUUCAUAACGCAAUCUGGAGAGGAAUCAGGAGUUGUCAAGUGUUACCAAAGUAAGCAUUAUGCUCUGUAUUGUGCUCAUCCACGGGCCAGUUCCACUCCAUUUCAUGCGCAAGGAUCUGGAUGUGUAAGACUUUGAAUUUCUGUAUGUCUGUAUUGAACACUAACUCCUGUAUUUGGUGAAAGACAAGGUGGAAGUGAAUGCAGCAGCCUGGGCUGUCAUGUCCAGGAAACGGAAAAGAUUCUGACUUUGAGUCGGCGGCGAUGAUGAUGAGGAGGAGGAGGAUGAUGAUGAUGAUGAUGAUAAUGAUGAUAAUGUCCCUUUGAUGAACAAGAGAAACGCGUUAUGGCACUUUUUUGAGUCUGCAGUGCAGUAAGGACACACAUGGCAACACUAUGGAGCAGUUCAGCACACUCUGGAGACUAAAUGAGAUUGUUGUGUAUGUGAUGAGUUCACAAUAAAAUGUUUGAUAAACUC
Messenger RNA from Siniperca chuatsi (mandarin fish), 4580 nucleotides. It is a transcript of the gene evi5b, whose product is annotated as ecotropic viral integration site 5b. The coding region runs from base 491 to 2932 and encodes 813 amino acids. The record is from RefSeq and is a predicted model, not a curated record. The transcript is spliced from 21 exons. Lineage: Eukaryota; Metazoa; Chordata; Actinopteri; Centrarchiformes; Sinipercidae.